Molecule: messenger RNA, 681 nt
Organism: Salvia splendens (bonfire salvia)
Lineage: Eukaryota; Viridiplantae; Streptophyta; Magnoliopsida; Lamiales; Lamiaceae
Product: protein diaphanous homolog 1-like
Exons: 2
Coding region: 25-540 (171 amino acids)
Source: RefSeq, a predicted model, not a curated record
CCCAAGUUAAACAUAGGUAAAGUUAUGGCAACGUUGGUAACAUUGUUGGUUGCAUUAGCGGUGACGGCGAAUUCUGCGGCGGCGGUGGACUACAUAAGUGCGGCUUCCACCAUACUCCAAUGCGCAGACUUCCUGCGCAAUCCUAAUCCGACGGCGCCCGGAGGCAAAUGCUGCACUGCAGCCAAACAGCUGCUUGCUUUAGGCGACGCCAAGACUUUGUGCGACGCUCUUAAACCCCUCACCUCCACCUUUCUCCCUACCAAGGCCAAACUGCUUCCCGACAUCUGCAAUCUCCCCGUCUUCUCCCCCCUCGUCACUUGCCUUGCUCCGUCGUCGAGUGCCAAGGCUGACUCUCUUCUGCCGCCGCUGGGUCCUCUACCGCAUCUGCCUCUGCCUCUGCCUCUGCCGCCCAUUUUUCAAUUGCCUCCGUUGGGUCCUCUGCCUCAUCUGCCACCGCUGGGUCCUCUUCCUCCCAUUUUUCAAUUGCCACCGAUUAUUUCUCUUCCUCCGUUCCUUCCAACUCCUCCUUCGACGGCGUAGAUCCUCUGCGGCGGCGCGUGUAGGAGUAGGCGUGUCUCUGGAUUUUGUUUCUUUUAGUAGUAAUAAUUUUGUGGUGUUGUGCUAAGAAUUGAAUUUUGUAUUACUGGCAGUUACUGGAAAUUUCCAAUGCACAACUUUUAC